Lemur catta (Ring-tailed lemur) is the source of this 494-nucleotide messenger RNA. Its product is annotated as ankyrin repeat domain-containing protein 26-like. Lineage: Eukaryota; Metazoa; Chordata; Mammalia; Primates; Lemuridae. The record is from RefSeq and is a predicted model, not a curated record. The transcript is spliced from 7 exons. Bases 102 to 494 code for a protein of 130 amino acids.
AUCUUUCUGAAAACAGCAAUCCAGUGGAUGGAAUUUCUGAAGACUCUACAAUCAGGAACCUGUGCUGUAUUAGACUGAAGAUUAAAAGUUUGAAGACUGCCAUGGAGUCCUCCAGAAGAAGGAUCUGGAAUCAGGAGCCCAUAAGAAGGAUGUCCACCUACCCAACUAUUGAUGAUUUAAGCAGUGUCGAUACCAAGGAUGUUUCUGAACCAAACUUAACAAACUUAACUACUGCUUCUCAGCAAUCCAGGAAAAAUUUAGAAGCAAAAUAUGCUACUGUGAGAACAGGUAAGGGAAACGUGUUUGAGGACAAGAUUUCUGAUCAUCCAAAGGAAGAUGUGUUUGAAUGCUUUCCCACAACAUCAGGCAAAGUCCAGGGCUUUUUAAAUCCUUCCUUUCCACCACCUGAGCCUCAGCGCAAACCUUCCUCCGGGUCAUUGGAAAACUGUGGUCUUACAAAGUCCUCCACCCUCCACUUGACCAGCACCCAGUGA